AUGUGACAGGAAAAAGUGUCUUGUUGCUGCAAAAGCAUGUGAUCAGAAUGAAGAUGCUGCAAUAGAGUCUCUGGAUUUAUCAAGAAGAUGUCUGACUAUCUCACAAUAGCAGAUCUAGGAGAUCUCUACAUAGCUACGUUUGAUGCUCGAAUCAAGUGGCGAAACUUCUUGCUGGUUCUUAAAAUAUCCUCGGAUACCAUCGACAGCAUAGGUACGAAAUGGCGAGAUGAUCCUGAUGACUGCUAUCGUGAGGGUUUGAAAGAAUGGCUGAAAGGUGGAGAGAGACGCUGGGAAGAUGUUGUCAAAGCUUUGUCCAGUCCCAUUGUGGGCCACGUUCACAUAGCCAGAACCAUCGAGAGAGAUCAUCUACAGUCUAGCAACCCUACUGAUGUGAAGUCAGAGGUUGACCACAAUCACCAGAAGAUCAAUGAAGAUUUGACCAUUUUCCUGGACGAGCCACUCGGUAGUGGUGCAUUUGGAGCAGUCUUCAAAGGCAGCUACAGAGGUGAUCCUUGUGCUAUCAAACUAUUACAUCAGGUUGCUAUGGAGAUGCAGACAAACAUUCCCGCCACCAAAAGUAAAGAUGCUAGCGAUACAAUUGAUCGUGAGAGUGAUUUUCUCAAGUCGUUCCAGCACCCAAACGUUGUUCAGUUUUUAUCGACUGCUCAGCACCCCAAAUCAGGUGGUACAAUUCUUGUUGUUGAGCUGAUGGAUUGCAAUCUGAGAUCCUAUUUCUCCGGCCUUGAUGAAGAGUCCCUCACUAGCGAAUGUGAAAUUAGCCUCUCCAAAGACAUGGCUUGUGGUCUGGCCUACAUUCACAGCAAGCUGAUUAUCCACCGUGACCUCUGUGGUGAUAACGUCUUGCUGAAGCUGACACUGCCAGUGCCUGUUGCAAAGAUUUCCGACUUUGGCAUGUCACGGCUAUACGAUCCCUCCAAGCUCAGCUCCACCCUCACAGCCAUUGGUCAGCGUAGAGGAUAUCUACCUCCCGAGGCCUAUCGAUUGGAAGAGGAGAAUUACAAUAGUAGCCUGGAUGUGUUUUCCUUUGGGGUGAUUUUGACGCAGAUUGUUUGCAAGUUGGAGACAAUCAAAUCAGCCAAGGAUCGAUCAUUCCAUGUUGCCCAGAUCCCUCACACACACAGGUUGAGGAAGCUUAUCGACAGUUGUUUACAAGAAGACAUGACGAGGAGACCAUCUGCCAGGGACAUCUAUGCUUCACUGACAAGAGACUCCGACCGAGUGGAGGCAACAAAGAGGGAGUCAAAGGACACUCAACCAGUCAAGAAGGCACACAGGGAACAACAGAUUGAGCACAAAGAUGCUGAGCUGGUCAGGAGAGACGCCAUUAUUCAACAGCAAAGACAGGAUCCCCCUCCCAGACCUCCCAAACCUCCCCCCAGACCUCCACUCACUCUGAAACAUAGAAGAGGAAACCACAUGUUAAUCAACACGGGCAGCUCGGUACAGAGUGUUGUUAUCGGUGACACGGUGUAUGUUGAUGGAGGUGAUGCAGUCGAUAAUCGUGAUGACGGUACAGUGAUGAAGCUCGAGCAAGAUCAAUGGACCAAACUACCAGUGUACACUGCCAAGUUCUUCGCUAUGACAUCGCUCACUAAUCGACUAGUACUGGUGGGAGGACGUAAUAUAAAAAACCAGAAACAAACCGAUCAACUGUCUAUCUUUGAGUCAGGGGAAUGGAUUCACCCGUACCCACCAAUGAACAUUGCUCGUGAAACCUCAACAGCUGUCUUCUUCAACAACCACAUCAUUGUAGCUGGUGGGUAUGAUGAUAAAUACAAGCGUACCUCCUCUGUGGAGGUGUUGGACGUGGCAUCAAGAAGAUGGUACAUUGCUCAGUCACUACCUAACCCGCGAUCAUCACUGAAAUUAACUCUCAUAGGAAACACCCUCUACCUAAUGGGAGGGUUCGAUCACACUGGGGCAACCAAGACAGUGCACCACGUCGACCUCAAUGAACUUAUUGCAAAGGCCCGUUCCAACCUGGACACACCCACUCUCUGGCAGACUUUACAGGAAGUACCACUCAUGUGGUCAGCUCCUCUCAGUAUUGGGAGGUCACUAUUAGCCGUUGGUGGACGGAACAACAGACUCAACCCAAGUUCAUUGAUCCACCUCUACCAGCCUGACACCAGGAGGUGGGUGAAAGUGGGAGACCUGCUUACUGCACGAUACUGCUGCACAUGCUCAGUACUUCCUAGUGGAGAGGUCAUUGUAGCCGGAGGACUGACAAACAUUGGUCUCAUUAAAACUGUGGAAUUUUUGUCAGUAAGUUAAUUGUUAUGUUUGUUUUGUUGCCUUUUAUUUGAUUUUUGCAACCUUUUAUUUGAAAAUAAUUUUAGCCAGCUUGUUAUAUCGCCUACGCAUAUACCGUACCCUCGCGAAAAUACGCCCACCCUUUUCUGCAAGAAGUCUAGGUAGGGGACUGGCCGUUUAAUCACGAACUGCGAGUUUUCAUUC
This is a messenger RNA of Halichondria panicea, 2478 nucleotides long. RefSeq names its product serine/threonine-protein kinase pakG-like. The record is from RefSeq and is a predicted model, not a curated record. Bases 88 to 2295 code for a protein of 735 amino acids. Gene Ontology annotation, biological process: protein phosphorylation. Lineage: Eukaryota; Metazoa; Porifera; Demospongiae; Suberitida; Halichondriidae. Gene Ontology annotation, molecular function: protein serine/threonine kinase activity; protein binding; ATP binding. The transcript is spliced from 6 exons.